Candoia aspera is the source of this 936-nucleotide messenger RNA. RefSeq names its product serine protease 27-like. The transcript has 6 exons. Gene Ontology annotation, biological process: proteolysis. Bases 1 to 852 code for a protein of 283 amino acids. Gene Ontology annotation, molecular function: serine-type endopeptidase activity. The record is from RefSeq and is a predicted model, not a curated record. Lineage: Eukaryota; Metazoa; Chordata; Lepidosauria; Squamata; Candoiidae.
AUGUUGAAAACACUUCCCUUGCUGCUGGCAGUGUGGCUGCUACAACUGAUCGUAACUGAAGGUGCUCCUGCCUCCAGACAAGAUUGUGGGCAACUGAGAAUCUCUUCCCGAAUUGUUGGAGGGCAAGAUGUCCCUAAUGGAGAUUUGCCUUGGGUUGCCAGCAUUGUGGUGGAUUUCCGUCCUGUUUGUGGUGGCUCUCUCAUUAAUGAACAGUGGGUGCUGACAGCAGCUAGCUGUGUUGAUCAAAUCAGUUCUAUUCAGCAAUAUAAUGUGCUGCUUGGAGCCCAUCAGCUCUUGAAUCUCUCCCAUAAUGUGCAGUUCUAUCCUGUGCAGAAGAUACUCAUCCACUCUGGCUACCUGGGUGAGGCUGGCUCUCCUGCAGACAUUGCUUUACUUAAACUGGCAUCACCUGUGCCCUUCACCAGCCACAUCCUUCCUGUCUGCUUGCCACAGUUCUAUGAAGACUUCUCCAGAGAUACAAAUUGUUGGAUUGCUGGAUGGGGAAAUACUGGAGAAAAUGAGCAACUGUCAGCCCCAUUAACUCUACAGGAAGCAAAGGUGCCUAUCAUAGGCCGAAGGGAAUGUAACAAUUUCUACAACGCUGUCCCAUUUCGAGGCAUGAAGAAGGAUCCGAUCAAACCAGAUAUGAUCUGUACUGGUUACACCCAAGGCAGCAAAUCUUUCUGUAUGGGUGACGGUGGUGGACCCUUGGUUUGUAAAGUCGGGAGGAGAUGGACCCAAGCUGGGAUCGUGUCUUGGGGAGUUGGAUGUGGCAAAUACUUCCAUCCUGGUGUCUAUACUUCAGUGCCCUUCUAUAGUUUUUGGAUCAAAGAAAAGAUCAGAACAGAAUGAAGGGCUGAUGGCAAAAUGUUCCCACGGGGCCACUCCUUUCAGUGCCCAUUGCCCUUGCUGUAAGAAACAUAAUCAACAAUAUGG